CCAUCGACCACCCGAUCUCACCUCUCUCAAGCGCAGCUGCAAUGCGCGAUGGACGAUUUUGCGUACCUCUUUUAUACGGCAAAGAACGUCACGGCGGCGUUCGACAAAUACGUCGCUACGAACUACGUCCAGCAUAAUCCCAACAUCGCGGAUGGUCGGGCCGCCGCGAUCGCUGCACUUGAGCCUCUCUUCAGCAGUCCGACUACUUCGUUUGACAUCGCCCGUGUUAUGGUCGGUCCUGAAUACACCGUCAUACACAUCAAGGCGAUCACUACGGGGCAACCCAAUUAUAAUGUCUACGACGUCUACAGGACCGAAGGAUCUUGCAUCGUCGAGCAUUGGGACGUCAUGGCCGCUGCGACCGUCGACAACACUACCGUCAGCCCCCAUCCUUACUUCUAG
Filobasidium floriforme is the source of this 402-nucleotide messenger RNA. RefSeq lists its product as uncharacterized. The transcript has 2 exons. The record is from RefSeq and is a predicted model, not a curated record. Lineage: Eukaryota; Fungi; Basidiomycota; Tremellomycetes; Filobasidiales; Filobasidiaceae. The annotation marks the transcript as partial.